Messenger RNA from Fusarium coffeatum, 855 nucleotides. RefSeq lists its product as uncharacterized. The record is from RefSeq and is a predicted model, not a curated record. NCBI's taxonomy places the organism in Eukaryota, Fungi, Ascomycota, Sordariomycetes, Hypocreales, Nectriaceae. The transcript has a single exon. Bases 1 to 855 code for a protein of 284 amino acids.
AUGCGAGCGAUACACGAAUAUGGAUUUUUCAAAGACUACAAUCCUCCCGGCCAGUUCGGGUUCAACCCUAACCGAGGUAGAGGAGAGGACUACCAACACCCUGCCAUCAUCGAUACCCGCGUAGGCGAACAAGAUUACCGUAUGCUUGUUCGCCCGGGGAGGGACAUGUUCUGCCUUAAGAUGCAACAUUGGACAUGUCCUGUAGGCCUGCCAUUCGAUGCAGAUAUACAUAUGUCAUUCCUCAGCCACACCUCAUUUAAACGCGAUCUUGCGGCAUUCCAGCGCCUCAAGCUCAGGAACAUCGCUAUUGAAUUUGAUCAGAGCUGGUUUAGAGCUUUUCCUGAUUCCAUACACAACCUGAAAAAUGAGGAGUCUGAGAGAGGGUACUUGGGAUAUUGGCUUGCUUGGAUUAACGGGCCACAGCGUCUCCCAAAGCUGUGGAUCAUCGACAAAGAAGCGAAGUGGGCUGGCCCAUUUUUCAACCACGACAUCGUAUACCGAGACUUCGACGCAGAAUAUAUCCAAGUUGACUGGUCCGAUGUUGUCAACUACGAGGGCUAUGGGGCUCCCCGUACUGCAUCCCUCUUCAUGAAGAAGAUGGAACUUUGGUGGCGGGAUGUUGGUUACCGGCCAGUUAAUGGCGAUGGCUUCAAACCGAGAGACAUUUUCAGGCUUCUUGUUCGCCGGGAUAACGAGGUGGAGAAUCCUGGGCUUAGCAAUUGGCAUGAUGGGUUCGGCUGGGUCAUUGACAAGGAUGAUGAUUGGGAUGAGCGUUUGGGUAUGAUCGAUUACUCGGAUGGGGAUGAGGAUUCCGAUGAGAAUUUGGAUUCGGAUGCCAGCUCGCAUGAGGAUUAG